ACGUUUCCUAGUAGGUGGGCUCUCUAAGUUUGCGUUCCGCAGUUCAAUACCAAACAGUCAACGAGCACAUUUUGGUGAUCCAACGUGUGUGUGUGUAUAUGUGUGUGCUACUGUGAACUCGACCAGUGUUACCCAAAACAACAUUUCUCGCUGAUAGCCGCAGUUACUACGGUAGUCCUCGGAACUCUGGUGACUGGCCAACACUUAGUUUCUCCAACACCCGUAUUCAGUCUCAACUGCAGCGUGAGCUAAUGCGAUCCGACUGGAAACCCGACGCAGUGCUUGCCAGUACUGCGUACACUGUACGGCCGCAACAGCAGGACGAACAGCUACCACCCCACGCCACCUUCAAAAUGACAUCUGCGGCCUCUCCAGAUAACAGGGAGAUGGCUGAGAGCGAAACAAGCCAUCAGGGCAGGGAACAUAUCACGCACGAUGCGGCGGUGUAUGACCAGGAAAAUAUUGAUAUUAUGGAAGAUAGUCUACCUCAGACACCGCCAGAAAGUGAGGCAUCAACAACGGACGACAUCGUCGUACAUGACGACUCUGAUCAUUCAGUUAACACGUCUACAGAAACAACUAUUGCGAACGAUGAUGCCACUACCGGCGACACUACUGAUGGGGACGAUUCGACGAAAAAGAAAAACAAUUUAGUGAAACCGCCGUAUUCGUACAUUGCUCUGAUUACUAUGGCUGUUCUGCAAUCGCCACAAAAAAGACUGACGCUCAGUGGCAUUUGUGAGUUUAUUAUGAAUCGGUUUCCAUACUACAGGGAACGUUUUCCAGUCUGGCAAAAUAGUAUACGGCACAAUUUGUCCCUAAACGACUGCUUUGUCAAGAUACCGCGAGAACCCGGGAACCCUGGCAAAGGUAACUAUUGGACUCUAGACCCAGCCAGUGAAGACAUGUUCGACAAUGGUUCCUUUCUUCGGCGACGAAAGCGAUAUAAGCGCCAACACCCCGAUCCACUACGCGAACCGACAGCAUUUAUGACAACCGACCCCUAUGGCCAUCAUUUUCUUUUCGGACAUGGAGCUCGUCCACUUCCUUACCAUUACGUCACACCUUUACCCCCACCAGUACCACUGCCUUUGCCGCAAGUUGGCAACUUGAACUUAGUGAACACUUUCCCACUCAGUCUCGCAUCGACUGUGGUAUCGUCAUGUAACCCGACGGUGUCCAGUAGGCCCGUCUUUUCCAUUGAAAAUAUUAUUGGUAGCGGUUCUUCACCGAACAAGUCUAACCUCGCAGCCUGUACGGGACUGUCAUCGUUUCGACCAUCUGCAGCGACCGCGAUACAGUCAUCGCUGAGACACACGGAUCACCACAACGGCAUCAGCGCGUUUACAACCCCUUUGCCGUCAAGUUUGGAAAGACAUUGCGUACAGUGCAGCGGUACGACGACGAACUGGCACUGAUGCCGCGUGUCGUCGUCAGGCGACACUGCAUAUGAACUGUGACUUAACAUAACACUGCACUGAAAACUUAACGUACAGGGCAUCCUACGGUCCAUCUGAAGGUAAUGUCUUGUCUGUAUGACUGUAAAAAAAAAACAUUCUUUAAGCUCUGAAAAUACUGUUCAGUCUAUUUAUGACAGAUACUUUUUUAUAUAUAUGAAUGAUCACUGAAUUGUAUUAAGACAAAAAUUAUCAGGCCUGUAUUUUGGGAAUUGUUUUUAAUUGUUUGUAGCGCUUGUUACAACGGUAGAUAGUAAGGGGGACGUCUGGCCGGCGUUUGUAUUAUAUCACCUAAGUUAUUGGCUGGCUUUGACGUUUUCACACGGUGACCUAGAAAAAAAACAGAGGUAAAAGUAGGAGAAAAAAUCAUAUUUUAACUCCAAAACGUUAUUUUUUAAUAUUAUUUAAUUUAAGACUACUAUGACGUUAUAUUUAUGUCCAGAAUGGUGUUGUAGACUCUCAAGCCCAAUGACGAGAACACAUUAUGUUUUGGCAGUAUUUUGAGGGGAAAAAAUGCAAUAUUAAAUCUACACUUACAAUGUAUCAUGCAAAACGUUAUGUGUUGGUCUUCAAUCAACGCUAUCUAUUAUAUUUUCUAGUCAUAUCGCCGCGAAAUCAAAGGCAUAAUAGACGAAAUCGGAGGAGUUGUCUGUUGUAUUCACUUUAACAGCUGGGCUUUUCUCGUCCUGUGCGCAAAUAUUGAUUCGUUUCAAAUCGUUCCUCCCACCGAUCUUUGAAUUGUGAUUUUUUUGGCCUGCGUUUUUUUUUACAUGAUGUUAAUUUCGUAUUCCUUUUAGACUUGGUUCAUCUAAUUUCUGUAGUCAGUGUAGUAGCGAGAGGCGUAGAAGUUGUAAUAUAUACAUACACAUUUUCUCUCCAAUGUUAUCAUCCAGCACAUGGCGCAGAGAAAAGGCCAGGCGAUAAGCGAGUGGAUGGAAAUUAUAAUAGUUUUCUGUAUGUAUGUAUGUUGUUUCGUUUACAUUUAAUGACGAAAGACUGUAUGCAUGAAAUAAAUUCUACUGUACGUACUUUUUUGAAUAUAAUUGAAAAUAUAAAUAACUUUUUUUCUGUUGAUUCUA
Messenger RNA from Saccoglossus kowalevskii, 2536 nucleotides. RefSeq names its product fork-head box D transcription factor (gene foxD). Gene Ontology annotation, biological process: cell differentiation; regulation of transcription by RNA polymerase II; anatomical structure morphogenesis. NCBI's taxonomy places the organism in Eukaryota, Metazoa, Hemichordata, Enteropneusta, Harrimaniidae. Gene Ontology annotation, molecular function: RNA polymerase II cis-regulatory region sequence-specific DNA binding; DNA-binding transcription factor activity, RNA polymerase II-specific. The record is from RefSeq and is marked provisional.